UGCGAGCUGUGGCGGAAGAGCCCGCUACAGCAAUCGCAGUCUCCGUGGAGCUAGCGGAAACCGUUUCUCUCCUUCACUUACUAACUCAUUCUAUUCCCGAGGCUUCGUUCACUGGUUUUCUGUGGAUUGAUACAGCGAACCAUCACAAUUGUGCCUGGUAUGGACUUGUUGUCCGGGACGUAUAUUUUUGCGGUCCUGUUAGCAUGCGUCGUGUUUCAGUCUGGCGCCCAGGAGAAGAACUACACUGUCCGAGAAGAAAUGCCAGAAAACGUCUUGAUAGGCGACUUGCUGAAAGACCUUAACUUGUCCCUGAUUCCACAUAAGUCCUUGACAUCUCCUAUGCAGUUCAAGUUAGUGUACAAGACUGGGGAGGUGCCACUGAUUCGCAUUGAAGAGGAUACUGGUGAGAUCUUCACUACCGGUGCGCGUAUGGAUCGUGAAAAGUUAUGUGCUGGUAUCUUGGUGGAAGCCCGUUGUUUUUACGAAGUGGAGGUUGCCGUUUUGCCGGAUGAAAUAUUUAGACUGGUUAAGAUACGUUUUUUGAUAGAAGACAUCAAUGAUAAUGCACCAUUAUUCCCAGCAACCGUUAUCAACAUAUCAAUUCCGGAGAACUCUGCUAUAAACUCUCGAUAUGCUCUUCCAGCAGCCAUUGAUCCUGACAUAGGAAUAAACGGAGUUCAAAACUACCAACUAAUUAAGGGUCAAAAUAUAUUUGGCCUGGAUGUUAUUGAAACACCAGAAGGAGACAAGAUACCACAACUCAUUGUUCAAAAAGAAUUAGAUAGAGAAGAGAAGGAUACAUAUGUGAUGAAAGUAAAGGUUGAAGAUGGUGGCUUUCCUCAACGAUCUAGUACUGCUAUAUUGCAAGUAAGUGUUGCUGAUACAAAUGACAACCGCCCAAUCUUCAAAGAGAAUGACAUUGAAGUCAGUAUACCAGAAAAUGCUCCUGUAGGUACUUCAGUGACUCAGCUCCAUGCCACAGAUGCCGACAUAGGCGAAAACGCAAAGAUUCACUUCUAUUUCAGCAAUCUAGUCUCCAACAUUGCCAAGAGACUGUUUCAGCUGAACGACACAACUGGACUUAUUACAGUCAAGGAACCGUUAGAUAGGGAGGAAUUUCCAAGCCACAAAUUAAUUGUUUUGGCUAGCGAUGGUGGAUCAAUGCCAGCAAGAGCAAUGGUGCUGAUAAAUGUUACAGAUGUGAACGACAAUGUACCAUCAAUUGACAUAAGAUACAUCAUCAAUCCAGUCAAUGGCACUGUGGUUCUUUCAGAAAAUGCUCCACUCAAUACCAAAAUUGCUCUUAUAACUGUGACAGAUCAAGAUGCUGACCAUAAUGGGAGGGUGACAUGCUUCACAGAUCACGAAGUCCCUUUUAGAUUAAGGCCAGUCUUUAGCAAUCAAUUCCUCUUGGAGACUGCCGCAUAUCUGGACUAUGAGUCCACAAGAGAAUAUGCCAUUAAAUUAUUAGCUGCAGAUGCUGGCAAACCUCCUUUGAAUCAGUCAUCCAUGCUACUUGUCAAAGUGAAAGACGAAAAUGACAAUGCUCCAGUUUUCACCCCGCCAUUGGUAAGUCUUUCUGUUCCUGAAAAUAACUCUCCUGGUGUACAAUUGACAAAAGUAAGCGCAACAGAUGCAGAUAGUGGUCAUAAUGCUGAGAUCAAUUACCUGCUAGGUGCUGAUGCUCCAUCUGAAUUCAACCUGGAUCGUCGUACAGGUAUGCUGACUGCAGUUAAGAAGCUGGAUAGGGAAAAACAGGAAAAAUAUUCAUUCACAGUUUUUGCAAAGGAUAAUGGCAUGCCAUCAUUGGUGACCAAUACCACUGUCUUAGUGACCGUUCUUGAUCAGAAUGACAACAGCCCAAUUUUCACUCACAACGAGUAUAACUUCUAUGUCCCUGAAAACCUUCCAAGACAUGGCACAGUAGGGUUAAUCACUGUGACGGACCUGGAUUAUGGAGAAAAUUCUGCAGUCACUCUCUCCAUUUUAGAUAUGAAUGAUGAUUUCACCAUUGAUCCACAAACUGGUGUCAUAAGACCAAAUAUUUCAUUUGAUAGAGAAAAACAAGAAUCAUACACUUUCUAUGUAAAGGCUGAGGAUGGUGGUAGGGUAUCUCAUUCUUCAACUGCCAAAGUGACCAUAAAUGUGGUUGAUGUUAAUGAUAACAAACCAAUUUUUGUUGUCCCUUCUACAAAUUACUCCUUUGAAUUGGUUCUACCUUCCACUAAUCCAGGAACUGUGGUCUUCAAGGUAAUUGCUAUUGAUAGUGACACUGGCCUGAAUGCAGAGCUUCGUUACAGCAUUGUAGGAGGAAAUACAAAAGGUCUGUUUAUGAUUGACCAAGUAACAGGAAACAUUACACUGAAGGAGAGAUGUGCUGUUACAGAUCUUGGUUUACACAGACUGGUAGUCAAAGCUAAAGAUUUAGGGCAACCCGAUUCUCUCUUCAAUACUGUAAUUGUUAAUCUCUUCCUGAAUGAAUCAGUAACCAAUGCUACCCUGCUUCAUGAACUGGUGCGCAAGAAUAUUGAAAAGCCAGUGACCCAAAAUGUUGAUACAACUGAUGCAUCCUCACCAACAAGUGACUAUGUCAAGAUCAUGGUUGCUAUAGUUGCUGGCACCGUAACUGUCAUCCUAGUGAUUUUCAUCACUGCUGUAAUAAGAUGUCGCCAAUCUCCACGCAUUAAGGCAGCCCAGAAAAACAAGCAGAAUUCAGAAUGGGUUACUCCAAACCCAGAGAAUCGACAGAUGAUAAUGAUGAAGAAGAAAAAGAAGAAGAAGAAGAAGCAUGCCCCUAAAAACCUGUUGCUUAACUUUGUCACUAUUGAAGAAACAAAGACAGAUGAUGUUGACACUGAUGGAAACAGUGUCACAUUAGAUCUUCCCAUUGAGCUGGAAGAGCAAGCCAUGGGCACCUACAACUGGGCAACUACACCUACUACUUUCAAGCCAGAUAGCCCUGAUUUGGCCCGGCAUUACAAAUCUGCUUCUCCACAGCCUGCCUUCCAGAUUCAGCCUGAAACUCCUCUGAAUUCGAAGCACCACAUCAUCCAGGAACUGCCUCUUGAUAACACCUUUGUGGCCUGUGACUCCAUCUCCAAAUGUUCCUCCAGCAGUUCUGAUCCCUACAGUGUUUCUGAGUGCAGCUUUCCAGUGACAACUUUUAAAGCCCCUGUGUCUGUUCACACCAGACCGACUGAUUCCAGGACAUCAACUAUUGAAAUCUGCAGUGAGAUAUAACUUUCUAGGAACAACAUAAUUUCAACCCCCCUCCCACUAAAUUUCAAUGACAUGUGAUUUCAAAAGUUAGCUAAAAUUUUGUAAUCUGAACUUCCCAUUAUAUAUGCAAGGAAA
Messenger RNA from Echinops telfairi (small Madagascar hedgehog), 3354 nucleotides. Its product is annotated as protocadherin-11 X-linked. The transcript has 4 exons. The coding region runs from base 160 to 3240 and encodes 1026 amino acids. Gene Ontology annotation, cellular component: plasma membrane. NCBI's taxonomy places the organism in Eukaryota, Metazoa, Chordata, Mammalia, Afrosoricida, Tenrecidae. The record is from RefSeq and is a predicted model, not a curated record. Gene Ontology annotation, molecular function: calcium ion binding. Gene Ontology annotation, biological process: homophilic cell-cell adhesion.